Cantharellus anzutake is the source of this 1488-nucleotide messenger RNA. RefSeq lists its product as uncharacterized. Lineage: Eukaryota; Fungi; Basidiomycota; Agaricomycetes; Cantharellales; Hydnaceae. The transcript is spliced from 3 exons. The record is from RefSeq and is a predicted model, not a curated record. Bases 125 to 1249 code for a protein of 374 amino acids.
GGUAAAGCCGUAGGUGCAAGGCAUCACAAAACUGGGCGAGGCAUUGCAGCGCAUUCAAACCGAAAUCGGUCGACUGCGUGGAAAGGUGGAAAGACGGUCUGGCAUCCGCAAUUUCUUCUCUCACAUGAAGAACCCCAACAGGAUUGAUGAUUUAAAGAAGGAUUUCAAUGAAACGUUGGCGUCGUUCCAGCUAGAGAUAAACCUGGCAAUUGGUGCAAUAGCAAAUAAUCAAGAUCGGUUAACUCAUGAGGUAGAGAAUUCCUCAGUUCUGAACGAACUUAAAUACCCCGUUGUCGCCCACCACGAUUCAACUCAGGGGUGCCUGGAAGGCACGAGGGCUGAUCUGAUUGGGCACAGUAUGGCAUGGUGCCGCAACACGGGGAAUGGAGAAAAACGUGUAUUGCUGCUGACCGCCGUCGCUGGUGCAGGCAAAACAUCUGUUGCCCAUUCAAUCGCAGAGGAAUGUAAAAAGGAAAGGAUAUUACUGUUAAGCUUCUUCAAGGCAGGCGAACAAUCGCGGCCAGAUCAUAUGUUCAGCGGCAUGGCUCGAUCUCUGGCAACGCACGACCCUUUAUACCGCGCCUCUCUCAUAUCGACCCCUCAAGAAGACCCAACCCUCUCGACUGCUCCAUUUGUGACGCAAUUCAAGAAGCUAGUGGCUGAGCCUCUCCAUCUCAAAACCUCUCCGUCCGACCGUUCUAUGGUAGUCAUCAUCGAUGCGUUGGACGAGUGUGACACGGAAGCGUUUCCACGUCUUGCUAAUAUGCUUCGAAAGGAAGUGCCAAAACUGCCGCCCAACAUCAAAUUUUUUGUCACUUCAAGACAAUUCGACCUCGUUAAUCGUUUUCUAUCACCUGAUUUCCCUAUCGAUCGCCUCAGCAUCAAUCUCUCAGAUGAUGCCAACGUGCAUGACUGUACUGUCUACAUCCAAUCACAAUUACGCGAACUGAAAGGUGUGCAUCCUGAUUUGAAAUACCGAAUCGAGGAUGAGGAGAAAUUGGUCCAAAGUAUAUUGGAACGGGCAGGUGGCUUGUUCAUUUGGAUCAGUACCAUCUUCCGCUACAUGAAGAUCGCUAAUGGUGAUCCUGCGAGGAUGCUGAAGAAGCUGCUCGAUGCCGGGGAGAACGGAUCGAAGGUCUCCACUGAGGAAAUGAUGGAUAGCCUGUAUACGCUCGUAUCCACUGCAAGCCGACGGAGUGUGGGUGAUUGCGGGUCAAUUCGGUCCACGAGAAAGUCGCGAAAAGAUUGAUGCAAAAUACGAAUCGACUUGUCAGGAUCCUUGACUCCUGAGAGGAGGGGUGCAAGUUCGGCCAACGUAUAUCGAAUGGGCGAGGUCAGGAGUGGUGACAAAAUGGCAUCCCAUGCCGCAACCGACAGUGGCAUUUGUGCGAUUAAGAUUGCUCCCAUCACAAUCGGAUAAUCAUGCACAAAGUCGUCGUUCUUCCAAUCACACUUUUCUAAAAUGCUGAGGGAGAACUCCAGAGUGGC